AAGAAGAUGAAGAUGAUGAUGGAUGGUGAGAUUAAGAGCUUCAUUAAGGUAUGGAUUGCAUCAAUUGCAUCCAUUUGUUAUUGUUAUUUCAUAGCCAAACACAUCCCAAGAGGCAUUACUAGGCUUCUCUUCCUCAUACCCAUCUUGUCCCUCUUCAUCCUCCUCCCCUUCAACCUCCAUUCCCUCCAUCUUGGUGGCCCCACAACCUUCUACCUUGUUUGGCUUGCCAAUUUCAAGCUCCUCCUCUUCUCCUUUGAUAUGGGUCCCUUACCAGAUUCAAAGUCCCUCCUCAAUUUCAUCUCCAAUGCACUCCUACCCAUCCAGAUCAAACAUGACCCAUUUCCAAAAUCACCUCCAAAUCCCAAAACCAAUCCAAACCCACCUCCACAUCUAUCUUCAAAUAGGGCUAGAAAGGUCCAAAGAUCAGCUUUAUUGGCUAUAAAGGUGUUGCUUUUGGCUAUGGUGAUUCGAUUGUACGAUUACAGGCAACAUUUGCAUCCAAAUGUAAUCUUGGUUCUCUACUGCUGCCACGUGUAUCUGGCUGCCGAGCUUAUACUAGCCAUGAGUGCAUUCCUGGCUCGAGCCAUUCUGGGACUUGAGCUCGAACCACAGUUCAACGAGCCCUACUUAGCCACCUCACUGCAAGACUUUUGGGGUCGUAGGUGGAACCUCAUGGUUACCAGUAUUCUACGACCUACGGUGUACGUUCCUAUACGGAGUAUUUCUACGCGUAUCUUGGGCCGUAGGUGGGCCACGUUGCCGGCAAUUUGGGCCACGUUUUUGGUGUCGGGUCUCAUGCACGAGAUAAUAUAUUUUUAUUUUACACGUGUCAGUCCCACGUGGGAGGUGACGUGGUUCUUUGUGCUCCAUGGGGUGUGCACAGCGGCAGAGGUGACGGCAAAGAAGGCGGUGGGAGGGAGGUGGCGGUUGCACAGGGUGAUUUCGGGGCCGUUGACGGUGGGGUUUGUGAUGCUGACUGCAUUUUGGCUGUUCUUCCCACAGAUUAUAAGGAAUGGCGUUGACCAAAGAGCCAUAGGAGAAUACUCAAUUUUGGUUGAUUUUUUUAGGACUAGGGUCCAGGAUUUUAAGGUCAUUCUAUUUUGAAAUGAAGGUCAUGCUUUAAUACAACUAAUUUAUCAUGUGCAUUUAAUUUAUAAUUUUUGUGUAUUUAUUUUUUAUUUUUAGUA
Messenger RNA from Camellia sinensis, 1187 nucleotides. Its product is annotated as long-chain-alcohol O-fatty-acyltransferase. Gene Ontology annotation, biological process: lipid metabolic process. NCBI's taxonomy places the organism in Eukaryota, Viridiplantae, Streptophyta, Magnoliopsida, Ericales, Theaceae. The record is from RefSeq and is a predicted model, not a curated record.